Molecule: messenger RNA, 5504 nt
Organism: Cydia pomonella (codling moth)
Lineage: Eukaryota; Metazoa; Arthropoda; Insecta; Lepidoptera; Tortricidae
Gene: Blm
Product: recQ-like DNA helicase Blm
Exons: 22
Coding region: 238-4389 (1383 amino acids)
Biological process (GO): double-strand break repair via homologous recombination; DNA replication
Cellular component (GO): cytoplasm; chromosome; nucleus
Molecular function (GO): ATP binding; four-way junction helicase activity; 3'-5' DNA helicase activity
Source: RefSeq, a predicted model, not a curated record
UCUUUAAAAUUGACUUCCGAAGGAAACAUUUCUUUACUUACUGUAGUAUUUGAGCGCUUCUUUCAACUGUCGUUAAACGCACGAUGACAGUUGACAGUCAGCAGUGAAUGCGAAUGAAAAUAAAAAAUAAUGAAAUUAUUAAUUGAAUUGAAGAGGGAAAGGAGAACAAGUAUAUUAUAAUAAUUCAUAUGUAAUGUUUACUGAUUAUAGUUUACUUUUGUAUAAUAGAUAAAUGUCAUGGCCACGAAAAAAAUGUCUUUGUCUCAAAACAAACAGUCAUCACUUAUAAAUUUUGUAAAAAAAACCAGUCGGGAAUCAUCUCGGAAUAGUAGUCCGACUCCAAGUGGUGACAAUGAGCAAGUCUCAGAAAAGAAAUCCAAAUUUGUAUGGAAGUCCAAGUCUACUCCGACCUCUAAUACUUGGACACCUCCAUUCAAACAGAAUCCUGUUGGUAUUUCAUCAAAUCAAGCCCCACCUAGACAGAACCAUAUAUUGCCUGUAACUCCAAUUGUUAACUCUGCUCCCUCAGCUUUCAAUCAGUCUCUAAAAUCAAAUGUCCCAUGUGACAACAGCAAUGACAUGUUUGCUAUGGAUGUGGAUGACUCAAUGGACUUUCUUGAAACAAAUAUAACAAAAGAUAAAAGCCAAUCACCAAAAGCGACCAACAGAUCUCUCAGAAUCAAUUCUAGCCCUUCACCUGCUAAACAUGAACACAAAUCUGAAACUAGGGACAAGUCGGCAGACAGCAAAAAGGUUUGCAGAACCCCAGACAAAUCCAGUCCAAAGAAGGAUAAGGACCCUCUGAAGAAUCUUAAACUGGAUAGCUCAAUUUCUGGUUUCUUACAGAAGAUUGCUCAUCAUACUGCUUUGAAGAAAGCUAGUGAGGACCGUAGUCUCCACACAAAAGACAAAGAAGACUGUAAAAAGAUGUACAUAGAACUGUUAGAAAAAAUUGCUGACGCGUUUGACAGAAUACCAAACUGCAUUAAAGAAAAAUUCCCCGGCUACGAAAACAAAACUUAUGCUAAAAUGAAACAGUUGAAAUCAAGACUUAAAGCAGCUAUGGCGAAGGUACCUGAUGAUUCGACUCAGUCCUACUUAGAUAGUCAACCUAGUACUAGUAAAUGUAAUACACAAGUCAAUGGUCGUGAAAGUCCAUCACUACUUGGUGAUUAUGAUGACCUAAACGAUUUUCAAAUGCCAAAAAACAAUCUCCUUAACGGGGAAAGACCUAUACUGACAUCUGAUACUUCAACUCCAGAAUUUACAUUUAAUAAAGCAGCCCCAAAUAAAACAAUAUAUUCUGACUUAAUGGCUAAGAAAUCUCUAUCUUUUGAAGCGUUUUCGCCUACAACAGGAAAUGAAAGCCUCCAAUCAGAUGUAGAGAAUUUAGAUACUUCUGAAAAUGCAAAUAAAAGUAAAGGGAAAUUUGUAUUUAAGAAACCUUCUAGACUUAGUGAAGAUAAUAGUACACCGACUAGAGAUGUACCUUCAAAAACUUUAGAAAGGUUUAAAAAUGCAUCUGAAAAACUCAAGCCAGUAGUAGCUGAAGAACCUCAAAAAUACGUGCCUGUAGCUAACAGCUCAGUUGGUUUCCAACCCCCUGAGUUGAGUAAGAAUCUGUCAAGCUUUAGUAAACCUUGCACGGCCGUUUCGCCUAUUGUAAAAGAGCCGGUUCAAGACUAUGAUGAAAACGAUUAUGAUAUACCUUUAGACAUGGAUGAUGACACGGAUAUUAUUCCAGAAAGUUCGAAAGUCAGUGUGAUCAAUAUAAGUGAUUCUCAGCCAAGUAUAAGUAAUACACAGAUUGUGAAUGGUAAAGAGGUUGCAGUGGAUGACGACGGUUGGCCGGAGUACAGGCUGGAAGACUUUGAAGAUGACAUGGAUAUAUCGCUGACGACGGAGCCGGAAGUCGUCAAGUUGAUGGAGCACUCUACUUUGGAAACUGAGACGCCUAAGUAUAAGGGCAUGGGGAAUUUUCACGAGGGUACGCAAAAUGAUGGAAUUACGGGCGAGUUCGACGGCCUGGACUACCCCCACUCUUCUAUGAUGAUGGAAAUGUUCAGUGAGAAGUUCGGUCUGCGCUCCUUCCGACCGAACCAGCUGCAAGUGAUCAACGCCACUUUGUUGGGCCACGACUGCUUUGUACUCAUGCCUACGGGCGGAGGUAAAUCGCUGUGCUACCAACUGCCUGCUAUUUUGACGCCGGGGGUCACCAUCGUCAUAUCACCACUGAAAUCGCUCAUUUUGGACCAAGUCAACAAGCUGCUUUCUCUGGACAUCCCAGCGGCUCAUCUCUCCGGCGACGUGUCCCUAGCCCAAGUGGACGAGAUAUACCACAAGCUGUCUCUACGGGAACCACUCAUCAAGCUGCUCUACGUGACUCCUGAGAAGAUCAGCAGUUCGCCCAAGUUCCAGACCAUGCUGGACGCGCUGUACUCGCGGGAUAAGCUAGCCAGAUUCGUGAUUGACGAGGCGCACUGCGUCUCCCAGUGGGGCCACGAUUUCCGACCGGACUACAAACGACUGUUCAUGCUCCGGGAGCGCUUCCCGACUACCAAUAUUAUGGCGCUGACGGCGACAGCCACGCCGAGGGUGCGCAUGGACAUUCUGCACCAGCUAAAGGUAUCAAAAUGCAAGUGGUUCCUGUGUUCAUUCAACCGGCCGAACCUGGCCUACCGCAUCCUCGAGAAAAAACCCAAGAACGUAAACCAGGAUGUCGCCAACAUCAUCAAGGAGAAGUUCUUCCGUGACUCAGGCAUAGUCUAUUGCCUGUCGCGCAAAGAGUGCGAGACUCUAUCCGGAGACCUUCGUAAAGUGGGCAUUCAGGCUGCACCUUACCACGCCGGUCUACCGGAUAAAAAGAGAGAACAGGUGCAAGCGGGAUGGGUAGCUGACAAGUUUAAAGUGAUCUGCGCAACAAUCGCGUUCGGAAUGGGCGUGGACAAGGCGGACGUGCGCUACGUGAUCCACCACAGUAUGCCGAAAUCAGUAGAGGGAUAUUACCAAGAGGCCGGUCGCGCGGGCCGCGACGGCGAGCUGGCAACGUGCCUACUGUACUAUUCCUACUGUGACGUGGCGCGGUAUCGCAGACUGCUAGACAUGGAACGCAACACCACACCGGAGGCGAAGCGCGUCCACAUCGAGAACCUGCUGCGAAUGGUGGAGGUGUGCGAGAGCGUCACCGAGUGCCGCCGCGCGCAGGUGCUGGGGUACCUCGGCGAGCGCUUCAGCCGCGCCGAAUGCGCGGCGUAUAAAGCGGCUGCUUGCGACAACUGUCUACAGGCUGCUGAUUAUAAGCCUGUCGACGUAACAGAAGAGUGCAAGCUCAUCGUUCGUUGCAUCCGCAACGCGAACGCCUCCGGCCGCGCUUCGUUUACAUUACUGCAUAUCGCGGAUGCACUCCGAGGCUCUAUGCAACAGAGGAUACAGUCCUUACAUAAGAGCCCUAUGCACGGACGAUGCAAGGCGUGGCAGCGCGGCGACCCGCUGCGCCUGCUGCGGCAGAUGGUGGUGCGCUCGCUGCUGGCCGAGCAGCUGGUGGUCAACAACGACAUCGCCAGCGCCUACGUCGUGCUCGGGCCUGCCGUGGACAAGUUGAUGUCCGGAAACGUGCGCGUAGUGUUCCCCAUGAAGGUGGAGAAGAAACCAAAACUAACCGUCACCACCGCCGCGCCCGCCGCGAAUACCGACACGCCCAUCAACGCACUAAUAAAGAGGAUCGAAGAGAGAUGCUACGCCGACCUGGUCGAGGCAUGCCGGGAAAUGGCGGAAGCCCGCGGCACAUCUCUGAUCGCAGUCAUGCCGCUGGCCGGCUUGAAGGCCAUGUCGACGCGGCUGCCCGAGUCGCCGGACGACAUGCUGUCUCUGCCGCACGUCACGCGCGCCAACUACGACAAGUACGGCGCGGAGCUGCUCAAGAUUACUUCCGCCUACGCCGUGGAGAAGAUGGGCCUUCUCAUGCAGUAUCAAGACGAACUCGAACAAGAGAAGCCCGCCGAGGAUGACUUCGCCGACGGAACAGACUCGGAAACAGACUGGGGCAGCCUGGCCAAAGGAGCCAGCCAUGAUGCCAGCGCUCCCAGCACCAGGAGUAGAGGCCGCGGGAGGAGCUUCACUAGGGGUGUUAAGAAGAGGUUCAAGAAGAAACGUACAGCGUCAGCGGCGAAGACGAAAGCGGCGCGGGGGGCGUUCGCGGCGCGCGGGCGGGACGCGGCGGGGGCGGGGGCGGGGCGCGGGGCGGGGGCGGGCGCGGCUGCUGCCAAGCCCGCGCCGGCCUGGAAGUCCUCAGCGGGCAACAAGCUGGGCAGCAUGCCGGUGCCGCGCGCCAACACCGUGCUCAACACGAGACCCGGCGUCUUCAACCCCUCGAAGCUCAACCUGCUCUAAACGCCAAACUAGACCUUAUGUGCACCGACUAAAGUUGAUAAUCGGAUGAGAUGCUAGCUGCACCUGACCAAGCUGGGGAAGCAUGCCGGUGCCGCGCGCCAACACCGUGCUCAACAUGAGAUCCCUCCAAGCUCCCAAACUAGACCUUAUAUGCAACGACUAAAGUUCACAAUCGGAUGAGAUACUAGCUGCGUGUCAAACGAUAAUCGACCUUAUUUACCUCGUAUAACGUUGACAGUCGAAAGGAACAAUCGCGAUAUUAUUCAUCUUAGCUGUCAGAUGAAGGCGCAUGAUUACCCUACUGUGAACUAGACCAAUAGUUACGUUAUGCUCGCUGACAAAAAAAAGUUCAAGAUGAAGUUGUUAAAAUCAAACAGAAACCUACAGUAGACCACAAACUCAUCACUAUGAAGUUUAAUGCAAUUUAGUGUACGUGACACAUUAAAAAGUGCCUUAUUUACUACGCAUUAAGGACUUAUGUAAAUAACAUUCUAUUGAACUGAAUUUGAUUUGAAUAAUCAAAGGACUGCUGAAUGUAUUGAAUGAAAGAAAUAGUCCAGAUUUCUAGAUUGCAAUGUUAUGUCACUUCCAAGCUUUUAUGUUUUGAUUUAAGGUUGACAUUUGAGUGGAUUAUUACAUUUAGAAUGUCAAUGUAGAGAGCAAAAUUACCUAAGUUAGUGCAUAAAUAUCAACAAAUUACCUCAUCUUGUAUUGUCUAAAAGUAUGAUUAUAAUUCCAAUUAACUGCAGGCAGUUUUAGGUAUUGUAUCGUUGUAUUUUCGACGAGUAUUCCACCGAGCUAAACCAAAAGAGUAGGGUUUCGACGGAUCUGAAAUGUAUUGGUAGAUCCAGAUCCGGAUAAUUUUAUACAUUCGGAUCGGGAUUGCGAACUCUUAUAAUUUUAAUGGUAUCAUUAUGUCUGAUGUCAGCCGAUUUUUUGUUUAGGACGGUAGAAUAUCGUUUUCUUAAUGUGAUACAGCCCAAUAAUUGACUGAUUUUUAAUUUUAUUAUAAAAAAUGUUUUACAAUUAUUUCCACCGAUGAUAACAAUUCAAAAUGUCAGUAUGAGUAUGCCUUAGUUUUAAGUAUGAUCGAAUAAAUAUUUUUAUAUAAUUUA